GAGAAUUUAGUUCAGUGUGAGAGCGAGGUCUGAGCAGGGAGUUGCUGCUCAUGGCUGAGUGCGUGGCUGGGGGCCGCCAGUCACUGCUCAGCUGCCGUCCAGAGCAUACACCUCCACCGCUCCUAGCACGCUGCUGAUGCAGCCACGCUAGCCUACCAUCGCCACACAGGAAUGGAUUGUUCUCCACUGUUGUGUCGUCUGAAUGAAUCUGGGUCUAGAAGUUCCUCAAGGUUGCUGGGUUCUAUCUAGAUACAUCGUACAGAGGUGUUUUAAAACCCCGCUGAAAACGGGACAUUUAUACGUAAGGCUUAUUAAACGGAAGUGCUUCCUCAUUAACAGUGAAAAGUUACUUAUAUGUGCAAUAAAUCAAAAUACAAUUAAAACUUGACGUAGAGACUGACUUAGGGUCAAAGCUGAAGUGCAGAAAAUAUCAAGGAAAUUCUCAGCUCUGGAAUUUAAAUCUGAUACCAAGGUUCUGUUCAACAUGUUGGUCUGCCCUGGCUGCCACAUCGGGCUGUCCCCGGCCAUGCCCAUGCCUCAGCCCGCAUCCCACACGAUGACCCUGCCCGUGUCAGCCCCCUGCAGCGCCCCCGCCCACUGGCUGACCACCACCCACCUCACCCCUGGACAUGUCCAGCCGCCCUACGUGUGUGGUCGCAUGUUCCAGAUGGGCGGGCUAGCUGCGGUGCGCCCCUGCCUGCCCGUUCCGCACGAUGCCUGCCACGUCGUCUGCUGCCUCGCCUGCCCUCAUUCCUGUCCCACUCUGCGUUCCUGUGCCCUCACUACCAAGCUUCCCUGUGCAGUACCUGAAGUUCGCAGCUCACUGCACACUUCCGGGGGCGGGUUGGUGGAGACAGAGUCUGAGACUAAUCGCAGCACCUCCCCAGACACUAAGGUCAAUCACCAAGCCUCCCUCAACCUCCUCCUGAGUGCGCCCUCUCCAGCCGCCGCCACCCCCAACACCAGACCCCAGCCCGACGUCCCUCCAGCACUCAGACAGAGCCCCCCGCCUCCCCUCCCCAAGGAAACCGACAGCGUUUGCGACAGCCGGGUACUGACGGCGACAAGACACGCUCUGGAGGAGAGUGGCUGGUACUAUGGUGCUAUAUCCUGGCUGCAGGCGGCGGCCAUGUUGCAAGACACUUCCGUCGGUACUUUCCUGCUACGGGAUUCCGCUAGUUCCCAGUCUGUUAACUCCCUUAGGGGUCAGACCACAAACCCCACCAGUGUAGAUUACCAACUACCGUGCGGCAGGUUCAGGCUCGACUGCACGGGACACAGUCAGAAAAACAUGCCAGAAUUCAACGGCGUGGUUCAGUUAGUAGAGCACUACGUUAGGGUAACCUCCACGCAGGUGUGGGUUGACCACGAGGGCAACACCUUCAGCCCCAUUGACAUCAGACGGCCGCUGCGGAAAAGUGUUCCCUCACUGCAGCAUCUGUGUCGACUCUCCCUUAACACUAGCAACACUACCACCCCUGAUGCAACCCUUCCUCCUGCCCUCAGGAGCUUCCUCAGGAGAUAUCCUCACAAGUGCUGACCCUGCCUCUACUUCAACGGACAUAAAUAACUGUGAUCAGAGACGCUGUUCCUGCUCUGAGUCCUGUAGGGAACCUGUGUAGGUGUAACACCCCACUGCUCUCGGAGGUCCCAAAGGACUGUCUCCACCAUGGUCACUUCCUCGGGUUGGCUAAUGGUGGUUUGUUCGUUCGGGAAAAGGCCUAAUGCGGAUCUUUGUCAGAUGAUCCGCUCAGUGAAUAAGUAACCGCUGGCGUACCGGUGCUGGGUAUCAGCGAUGAAGUAACCGCUGGCGUACCGGUGCUGGGUAUCAGCGAUGAAGUAACCGCUGACGUACCGGUGCUGGGUAUCAGCGAUGAAGUAACCGCUGACGUACCGGUGCUGGGUAUCAGCGAUGAAGUAACCGCUGACGUACCGGUGCUGGGUAUCAGCGAUGAAGUAACCACUGGCGCACUUGCGCUAUUUAUCAGGGAUGAAGUAACCACAGGCUUACGGGCUGUGUACCCUAGGUUAAGCAUCCACCUCGUUAAAAAUAAUCACGAGGUGGUGGUCUUAAGUGCUGACCUAGCCGCUCUCGAAAUAAAGUCUGAAGUUUGACCACAAACUCGACUCGAGCUCCUGCUUAAGGGUGCCCAAAAAAAAAAAGACUUACGUGCGUACUUAUGUGCGUCUGUGAUCUAUUUACACAUAUGGUAGCUAUUCAACGGACCAGUAUUCUUCUCCUUCAGUUCAUUUCCACAGUUUAUUUA
Messenger RNA from Cherax quadricarinatus, 2267 nucleotides. Its product is annotated as cytokine-inducible SH2-containing protein-like. NCBI's taxonomy places the organism in Eukaryota, Metazoa, Arthropoda, Malacostraca, Decapoda, Parastacidae. Gene Ontology annotation, biological process: phosphatidylinositol phosphate biosynthetic process; intracellular signal transduction. The record is from RefSeq and is a predicted model, not a curated record. Gene Ontology annotation, cellular component: phosphatidylinositol 3-kinase complex. Gene Ontology annotation, molecular function: 1-phosphatidylinositol-3-kinase regulator activity.